AACACUGAGUAAUGCUCCCGUAAUACUAUCAUGAACCUCGCACAUGAAGUAUUUUCAUGAACAUUGCUCAAAACUGUUCUAGGUUCCUCCUAACCACCAUGAAAGCCUACGUGGUCUUGGCCCUGAUCAUCUGCGGACAUGUUUGCCAAAUCCAAGCCGCUGCAUUGAGCAAGCCGGAAAAAACAGGGCACGCAUUAGAGAAGCUUCUGGAAGAAGAGAUCACCCAAUCUGUCUCCGCGAAUGAGCGAGGACACCUCGUCGAAGCUCUCAAGGCCCUGAAUAACGGCGAAGAAACUGAUGAGGGCUACUUCCUUCACCUAAUUCCCAUAGCAAUCCGUGCAAUUGUGCACGCAGUUCGCGCCGGUGCUCAAGCUGGUCGUGCAGCGGUAGCGGCGUCCGGUACUGCCGCUGGUUCCGCCGCUGGUUCCGCCGCUGGUUCCGCCGCUGGUUCUGCGGCUGGUUCUGCGGCUGGUGCUGCAGCCGGUUCUUCAGCCGGCACCGCUGCCGCCGCAGCUGCGGGAGGUGCGGCAGGGGGCAUUGUAGGUGGCGCUGCCGUGGAGACAAUCCGGAAGGGGUAGAUACAGAUAGCUUCGGCUACCCAUGUGUCGUCGCAACGCAAUAAAUCAGCUGAAUCGUGGUACACGAACGUGUGUUGGUCGGUUCCGCAUCAAAUUUGGCCUGUUUUGCUUCACAUAUUGAAUCUGUUUUUCAUGUUUUUAAAUGCCUUUAAAUAGUGUUCU
This is a messenger RNA of Dermacentor silvarum, 740 nucleotides long. Its product is annotated as Golgi associated RAB2B interactor protein 3. NCBI's taxonomy places the organism in Eukaryota, Metazoa, Arthropoda, Arachnida, Ixodida, Ixodidae. Bases 57 to 578 code for a protein of 173 amino acids. The record is from RefSeq and is a predicted model, not a curated record. The transcript has 2 exons.